Columba livia (rock pigeon) is the source of this 3432-nucleotide messenger RNA. RefSeq names its product protoheme IX farnesyltransferase, mitochondrial. The coding region runs from base 205 to 1569 and encodes 454 amino acids. Gene Ontology annotation, biological process: heme A biosynthetic process. The record is from RefSeq and is a predicted model, not a curated record. Gene Ontology annotation, cellular component: mitochondrion; mitochondrial membrane. The transcript is spliced from 7 exons. Gene Ontology annotation, molecular function: protoheme IX farnesyltransferase activity. NCBI's taxonomy places the organism in Eukaryota, Metazoa, Chordata, Aves, Columbiformes, Columbidae.
CAGCGGCGCCUCCCGCAGCCUGACAGGGCCCCAUCCCCCCGGGGGUGCGGGACACACGGACCCGCUCCGGUGGAACCGCCCCGGACACCCGCGUUCCCCCGCCCCGCCACCCGGAAGGCGUUUAGAGGUCAUGGCGGGCAAGAUGGCGGCGCCCAGGCGGUGAGGGGAGAGGAGAGAGGAGAGGGCGGCGGGAGCAGCGGGGCCAUGAGCGCCGCCCGCCGCUGCCGCCCGCCCCGGGCCAUGGCAGGAUUAUUUGUCUGGCACCUGAAGAACACUGGAAUCCGGCAGGUCCCAUGCCAGUUUGUGCACCUGUGCCGUGCCGCCAAUAACAGAUUGAUUACAUUUCAAUACUUUAACUUUCUCAAACGAAUGUAUGUAACACAAUACAACAAAGACCUCAGCCAACGAGCCAAACCUAAGUCCGACUCAGUUGCAUCUCCUUUUCGUGAGCUUCAGCAAUUGGAUCAAGAAAAAAAGGUUAUACACAAGAUUAGCCCAAUUUCACCUGCUCAUCAGCCUUUGUCUGAGUCAUCGAGCAGAAAUGAGUUGAGAGAAGUGGCCUCAGCUGCAGAAACUGAAGACUCAGUCACACCAGUAAGAGCAGAAUCCAAAGAAGACAGACAGUGGAAAGAAAUGAAGCUACGGCUGGAUGAUUUGCCAGGAAUUUUGGCACGCUUGUCCAAAAUCAAGCUUACAGCUCUGGUUGUGAGCACCACAUCUGCCGGCUUUGCCAUGGCCCCGGUCCCAUUUGACCUGACCUGUUUCCUGCUCGCCUCCCUUGGAACCGGCCUGGCGUCCUGUGCUGCCAACUCCAUCAACCAGUUCUUUGAGGUUCCGUUUGACUCAAAUAUGAACAGGACAAAAAACAGGCCACUGGUGCGAGGACAGAUCAGCCCCCUGCUUGCCGUCUGCUUUGCCGCCUCCUGCGGAGUCCCAGGCAUCGCGCUGCUGACGCUGGGGGUGAACCCGCUCACCGGCGCCCUGGGGGCCUUCAACAUUUUCCUGUACACGUGUUGUUACACGCCCAUGAAGAGAAUGAGCAUCGCCAACACGUGGGUGGGAGCUGUCGUCGGGGCCAUUCCCCCCGUCAUGGGCUGGACUGCGGCGACUGGCAGUCUGGAUGCUGGUGCGUUACUGUUGGGGGGAAUCCUGUAUUCCUGGCAGUUCCCCCACUUCAACGCCCUGAGCUGGGGUCUGCGGGAAGAUUACUCGCGAGGAGGAUACUGCAUGAUGUCCGUCACCCACCCGGGGCUGUGCCGGCGGGUGGCUCUGCGUCACUGCUUGGCCUUAAUCGGACUCUCAACGGCGGCUCCUGUUCUCGACGUCACCACGUGGACUUUCCCCGUCAUUUCGCUCCCUCUUAACCUGUACAUCUCCUACCUCGCCUUUCGGUUCUACAGGGAUGCCGAUCGCAGCAGCUCCAGGAAGCUUUUCUUCUGCAGCCUGUGGCAUUUGCCGAUGCUGCUGCUCGUCAUGUUCACCUGCAAGAAGUCGUUCCUAGAGAAGGAAGACAAAGGUGAUCUGCUUGGUGGAAAUCAUGGGAGGGCUGUGGAAAUUGGAUUGCCUUAAAUGUCAAUUACUUGUCCUCGUGACGCAUCAGGUAGUAUAUUUUAGUAAUUACAAGGGGGAAACCUGUGAGGAUCUGCUUGAAGAAGAAUCAUUUGUGCCUAGCGACCACUUCAUGCGAUAAUUUUCUAUUUUCUUCUGCAAGGGACUAGACGUGAGAGUUUAAAGCAUUCACGGGCUUCAGGCUUGCUCACUCAUCACGGAUUUAGCCUGUGUCAGAAGCACAUCACUUUGGGGUGGCCUUCCAAAGCCUCCCUGAGUCGUGGUCUCUCACUUCGUGGGUAGGUUUUCAUUUAGCAAGUCACAAGCGCACACGUACUGACCGCCAGCACUGGCAGCCUUGGCGAAGCCGUCAGGAAGCGACAAAUGAAUGAUUUAUCACCCCUGCUCCCCAAGUAUCCUUUCCCAAUUAAGCUGUGAGGCACAUGGUGGGUCGGGUGAACUCUUGGCCCGAUCCAUGCCAUCCCCGCUCUGAUAUUACACAGAAAUCUUCAGUUUCUGAGGCUUUUUUCAAUCGGUUACUUUUCCUAAGCUUCCCAUUCACCCCAGUAGAUUUUUAGCUUUCAUACAGCUGGCACAAUGCUAAAGGAGGAAAGCAAACUGUCUUUCAGCACAUUACACAUCAGCAUUUAAAUGAUGUCCAGAUGAACAGCUCUUUUGUUGCGUAUACCUUGAACACACUCUGAGCCGUUCUGCUGAACAUCCAUCACGGGGAAUUUCUGACUCCUCGGGGGUUUUACAUCAUUAGAGUUUGACCCUUGUGUGUCAUAUCUUCAGCUGGUAAAAAAUGCCAUUACUGUUUAUGUUGGUGAAGCUUUGAAAAGGUGCAGGAGGUGAGAACCAGGCUCAGAGUCUGGUAGUUUUAAGGCUUUUCUGUGCUAGUGUGUCUUGUGCCAGCCCAUUCAGUCUCAGUGUCCUCGGGGGAGCUCUGGGCUUCCAUCAGGAGUUUGAACUGUAUUUAAUAUUGCACAGUGGUUGCUCAGAGGGAAGGCUUCACUUUUGGGGUAUGUAACUGGUAAGCAAACACAUUUUUCAGGAAAAAAAUUGAGGUUUUGUAUCUAAUAUAAUAAUGUUCAAGUUGCUGAUGCAGCCAGUGUCUCUCAAAAGCAAUUAUUGUGGAUGUUCUCACUAGGAAAAUGUAUUGUCUUUGUCAGCUGAUGCGCUGAAGAACAUUUCUAGCCACAGUUUAAUGUGCUCGGGGUCCCAGUGUGGGGCUGUGUCACCGUCAGCCUACCUGGGGCUGUGACCCGCUGGAUCCUUCCCAACAUCCAGACACAGCAGCACCCGCGGCAGACUAAGUCUGUGCUGUGGUUUAGUGUGGUAGUUAAUACCUGUUACAACUCGAUGCAUUCUCACGCCGAGAUUUCUUUCCCAUGUGGAGAGGGACCGGGCAGCACAGUUGUGCAUCGAUCCCAAGAUCCAAUAACACCUGAAAUGGGAGACACUGCUCUGAUCCCGAAUAAAACCCUUCAGGAAAUGUCACAAAUCUGCCACCGCGUGCGUAUCACGCUGACAUACAAUCCGCACUGCCCGCUUUCAUGAUACAAGCCCGACUUCUGGUCUCGGUUACACUGGCGUAAAUCAGGAGUGACACGGUUAACUGCUGGCGGAGGUGCUCGCAGGAGCAGAGCCACCUGUUUUACAUGGCUCUUAAAUAAUCGGGUGCAAGAUUUUCUGACUCUCUCAAGUGAUGCAGAUGAUAGGAUUGAGUUCCCUCUUACUGUUUGUCUGACGGUCUCCGUUGUGCUCGAGUUACUGUGGGCAACGCUUUGUAGAAACGUCUGGAAACUGUGCAACUCCUGAGUUUGUUUUAAAAAUGCAUCCAGUCUUCUCUGCAAUAAAGUACGUACUGUACAAAAAAUAAAA